Molecule: messenger RNA, 381 nt
Organism: Peronospora matthiolae
Lineage: Eukaryota; Oomycota; Peronosporomycetes; Peronosporales; Peronosporaceae
Source: the annotation of a GenBank genome assembly
AUGUUCCAGGAGCUGAACCCCGUAACGAAACAGUUGCAAGAUGACCUGGCUCACGAACGGACUCGGCGUUAUGAGCCUGAGGAUCUUGUAAGGGAUAAUUACAAUUCCCUAACGCACGAUCAUUCGGACGAUCGUGCUGCAUUUUCGUUCGCACAACUUGAGAACGAACUUUCGACUCGUUUUCUUCGUGACGAGCUGGCUGUAGCUCGUCGAGACAUCGCUCAACUGCGUGAACAGGUCGCUUCGCUAGUCGACCAGACUGGCUCGUUGAAACGGGACCACUCGAAUGUGGCCUCGGCUCCCGACCGCGGAGGUGUUCUUCGCAUCUCGAAACGGGCUCGUACUGAUAGUACGGGCGGAGACGACCAACGUAAAACGUAG